Messenger RNA from Morchella sextelata, 1521 nucleotides. RefSeq lists its product as uncharacterized. Lineage: Eukaryota; Fungi; Ascomycota; Pezizomycetes; Pezizales; Morchellaceae. The transcript has a single exon. Bases 1 to 1521 code for a protein of 506 amino acids. The record is from RefSeq and is a predicted model, not a curated record.
AUGUUUACCAACUACUCCUCCCUCGUUGCCUUCUUAGGCAUAAUUUGCCUCUUGCUAAACCUUACAUUCACGACAGCUGCCGAGGUUGGGUAUGGUCCUAAGUUCGACGCAUGUGGUGAUAAUUGCCAGACACAGAUGGUAUCGUUCUGCACCGUUGGGCACGACCAAGCUCAGAUGCGAGCAUGCUGGUGCGAGGAAGCACAAUACAUAAUUCGCAUGGAUGCCUGUUUGAGGACUUGCGAUCCAGCUGUUAGCAACAUCGAUGAACAGCGAGAUCAGCUACUCAGAUAUCGAAAUUUCGUAUGCGAACCAUCAACUGCUUCAGCGGAUACGGAGUUCACGGAGUACUAUCAAACUAGAUUUGCUAGUGUGGAGGGUGGUUUUGUGCCUGAGAUUACAAGAGGUAUUCCACCGCCGACUGCGAGCCCCCGAGACAUCCAGACCACAACAACUGAGACUAUGGCUUCGACCUCAACGCCAUUGGGGAGUGAUACUUAUACAAACCUCCUGCCUUCAUCUACCCUUACAACAAUUGUUAGGCCUACCAGUAAUAUAACUACCAGCCCAGUCUCUACUGCAACUGCAACUGCAUCCUCAUACGUAACCGCAUUACCCUCUACUGCAGCUGGCCCAACAAUGCUCAAAACUGGCCUCACCACUGUUCAAUUGGCUCUCAUAAUCUCGGGAGUGGCUCUCUUCUCAAUAAUACUGUCGAUAUCAAUACUCUACUAUACACGGCGCCGUGAGCCACCCAAACGCCCUAUCUGGAAUCCUCCACCACCACCACCACUUCCUCGUCCGUCUCCAACAAGCUUUAUAUACUACCAUCCUACCAGUCCGCCUCCAAUCUUCCUCUCUCCCAGUCGCAAGAGUUUCGAUCUUGAUCUUCAACCUCAUGCGAUCACCACAUCCACAUCUUCAUUCUACUCCCGUGACAGCGAAAGCGUGAUCUCACCUCCCAGCCGUGGAAGAGGCCGUUACACUUACUUCCCACCAAGAGAAUCGCCAAUGCCUUCACCUGAACUAUCCGACUUCAACAGAUACUUCCAGCCACCACCACAACCUCCUCCUCCUCCCCCUAGUUCGUCCUACUUCUCUGUGACGCCCCUCACAACACCAGCUGUACCGGCAUCGUCACCCGCGCCCUCCGUAUCGCAGAUAACCUCCGCUUCCGCAAUUGCUGCAGCAAUCGCAGCAAACCAUAGAAAGAGCCGUAAUUCCUCACAUACCCUCAUUGAUGCCGAGCCACAACAGGCAGUAGUGCAGGGUGCCGUGGGACGAAACACGAGCAGAAGUAGAAGCAGAGGCGGGUUUGAUACAAGAAGGAGCAGUAGGAGAAGAGAUACUGGGAUUGAGAGCGAGUGCUGCUAUGGAUAUGAGUGCGAAGAGGAUGAUUGUAACGCUAGCUGUGAGAGUUGGAGUGAGAGGGGCAGUUGCUAUUGGUACGAGGAGGAUGCGAAUUGGUGGGAUUUGAGGGAGUCGCAAGUCAUGGGACCCGUACUUGGAGCUAUGGAUUCUUGA